Molecule: messenger RNA, 837 nt
Organism: Camellia sinensis
Lineage: Eukaryota; Viridiplantae; Streptophyta; Magnoliopsida; Ericales; Theaceae
Source: RefSeq, a predicted model, not a curated record
AUGGCCAACAAUCAAGAACUGAACCGCAAGAGAAAGAACAGUCACGAUUUCCAGAUUCCCAUUACCAAAUUCCCUGACAUCCACCAAGAAGAUGAUGAGUCCACAGAUUUCUCUCUCUCUCUUUCUCUCUCUUUCCAUCCCCCCACUCCCCACCGCCCUCCUCGCCUCCCACAACCACCACCACCACAAUCACCACCACUCCAUUCCCUCCUCUCCCACCCUCCUCCCCACCUCCCCCUCCAACUCCCCCCUUCCCACCCACUCUUCAUUCCGCCGCCUUCUCUUGCUGGCCCCUCCCGGCCCCUUCGUGCUCGCCGUAAUCCCACACAGGCUCCCCGCGAGGGCAAGAGCGACAUCGUCCCGGCCCCAUUCCCCUGGGCCACCAACAGGCGAGCCACCGUCCACAGCCUCGACCACCUCAUUUCCAACCAAAUCUUCACCAUAGUCGGCUAUGUCCAAUGCAAGCGCUGCGAGAGAAGCUACGAAUUGGAGUUCGAUCUGCGCCAGAAGUUUCUUGAAGUCGGGACCUUUAUCGCCGACCACAAAGCCACCAUGCACGACCGUGCUCCCGCUAUCUGGAUGAAUCCCAAUCUUCCCUCCUGCAAGUUCUGCCAACAAGAACAUAGCAUGAAACCCAUCAUCGCGGAGAAGAAGAAAUCCAUCAAUUGGCUGUUUUUGCUUCUGGGUCAGAUGCUGGGUUGCUGUACUCUUGAACAGUUGAAGUAUUUCUGCAAACACACCAAGAACCAUAGGACUGGGGCAAAAGAUCGGGUUCUGUAUCUGACUUAUCUUGGUUUGUGCAAACAGCUCGAUCCCAAUGGACCGUUUGAUCGUUGA